Molecule: messenger RNA, 3522 nt
Organism: Echinostoma caproni
Lineage: Eukaryota; Metazoa; Platyhelminthes; Trematoda; Plagiorchiida; Echinostomatidae
Source: the annotation of a GenBank genome assembly
AUGGAUACCAAUGUUGCUCUGUCGUUGGAAACAGUACUUCUCCAAGGUGUGCUGGAGUUUGAAUCGGGUUCUGAACAAGAUAUUCGUGCCUAUUACUGGCAAUUCAAACAAAUGCUAAUUGAUGGAGGUACACUCAUAGCUGGUGUAACCAUGUCUGACCCACUCAAAUACGCAACGCUAAUUUUGGACCUCAAUGUGCAACCGGACAGUCCUGUGCGAUUCCGUGACUUGCCCGAAAUGGAGAUUGGCUCGAGUGUUCUCGCUAUUUUCGGUAAAGUCUAUUUGAAUGCGUUGCACCGCAAUCGCUCGUGGGCCCGUUUGUCCGACAGCACUGUACUCGGAUCAAACGAAAUACACCUCACAGACUCCGCUCAAGAUUGGCAACCAGGCGACAUGAUUGCAAUAGCAACUACAAGCAAACAGUACUCAGAAACAGAAUAUGCUACGAUUGAGAAGAUCUCAUUGGAUGGACGAUUGAUCACAAUCAGGGAGAAAUUACAAUAUCAUCACGUGGCUUAUAAUGAAGUAUAUGGCACUGAACGCUUCAUUACCGGCGCCGAGGUUGCUGUAUUCUAUUCCAAUAUCAUCAUUCGUUCUGCAAUUUCAUCGAAUUUCGGUGGACGUGUCCUAUUCUCCAGACGUCCGGAUGAUAUACGCCAGGCAUUCACUCAUCAACUAUCUGGUAUUUUGUUUGACAACUUGGGAGGUGUGAACGGUCAUCCCGCUGUGGAAUUCAACGCUAUCCAAUCCAGCUGGAAUCAGACUCAUUUGGUCGGUUGUAUGUUUCGUCAGAGCAGAAACUCGGCUUUGGUUGUUCGUGACACCGACAAUGUGUUGUUCACAAACAAUGUGAUUUACGGCACCCGAGGAACAGCCAUGAAACGAUUGGAAUUCUUGGGCCAGGCAACAUGGGCUGUGAAUUAUUGUGGUGCACCGGAAGCCAUUGGGUUUAUUCUGAGUAAACAAUUCCAGCAUACGGUGAUCAAUAAUUUGAUACUGUCAACCAACUGUACACCACACGGUAAUGUGACUGAACUAAAGGAUGAAGCUUCCGUGGUUGACAUUACUGGGGCCACUGAUAUACGUUGGCAGCGCAAUACAGUGGCUGGAGCAACUUGCAUCGGUCUAAAGACACGAGGAUCUGCAUGUGCGGAUUAUCUUUCAGAAAUGGAACGAGACACGGUGAUUCAUUCGUGUGCAGUCGGUGUGCUUGGUAUUGAACCAAGGCGCCUGUGCGCCCAAAUACAUCAUAUGAAAAUCUACUCAUCCAGUCAAGUGGCCGUUUUCUGGACCCGAACCUCUGCGAUCCAGGCACAUCAUAUCCAGCUGGUGGACAAUUCCAUUGGGUUCUACCCGGUAAUCGAACAGGUGAAACGAGCGGCCAGCUUCCAGCGUGCAAAUGCUUUGAAUAUUCGAAGUUGUCUGGUGGUUGGUCGUAGUGGACUACAAGCCUGCGAUGGAGACCGCUCAAACAUCAUGACCAUCCGUACUCUGUCCACACUAUCAUUGGAUGUACCUGGUCAUAUUGGAGUCGUGGUCAGUCAAUUCUUGUAUCCAGUGCCACUCACUGUAAAAAACCACAUUUGGCAACUGAAUGAAGCAAAUUGGGAAAAUAUUACAUUCGUGAAUUUUGGCUCGUGGUGCGCCAAAGAGAAAGACAUUCUCCUCUCAUCCGACAUGACCUAUCGGAACAGCCUUCAAACGGCCGUGUUCAAAACGACCACGGUCAUGAAUGUGCCCAGACAAAACAUUGUGCGCUACCGUCAUCAAUCAAGCGCCAAAGAUAUCUUUAUUUGCGGAGACAUGGAAUGUGACAGUCCAAAGAAAGUACUUGUCACUGAUGUGGAUGGCGGUCUGUUCGGAAAGCCAGCUGUGGCUUUGCCAAAAGCGAUCAAUACAAAUAUGAUGUACAAUUUUGUGAAGCACAAUAUCCCACUUCGAAGAAGAUUGACCCGUCAGGGAACAAACGUGGAUUUCAUGAAGUCAUGGCCCUUUUUCGGUAUUGUUCGAGACGAGGCUUGCGUUUUGGGUGCCGCAAAACAGGCGUACAUAUGUCCCAUGGAAGUGUCACAUCGCAUGUUACUUAUCCAACCAAUAAAUGGGAAAAAUCCGGACUUGAAACGCGUGGGAGCUGCGGUUCUGACCACCGAGCUACGUAAGGUUGGGUUUAUUGACCUGGUCAGUGGUCGACUCGGUUGUGUGGACGCGGAAUGCAAACAAGGCCAGGAAGUGUUUCCCCUAAUUGUGACCAACCGUUCCACGUUUUCCGUGUAUUUCACUCGGGACAAUCCGGACGCGUUACACCUACGCCUGGCGGACGCCAAAGAUGACUAUCGGGUUCAUUUGCGACUGGAUUAUCGUCAAGCAGCGAGAUUGGACGUGUUUGUGAACUCGGAAUAUGUGCUACCACAAAACGGGGUGCUGAACGAUCAGGGCCAAGUGGUGUUAGAUGCAGACAUGCCACAUGGUCAGGCGUUGCCGGAUGUGAAUAAACAUCCAAUUGGGACCAAUUACUACGACCCCGACGAACAGCUACUGUACUUGGUAGUCGGAGGAUCGCGCACAGUCGAGGUGCAUUCAACGUCCUAUUUGAAACUCAGCCUGACAGUGGAUGGUGAAGUUCUUCUAGACGCGUUCUAUUUGGGCUAUUUGAGAACAAAAUUAGCCAAAUAUUUGGGGUUGCUUCAAUCUCAAGUGGUUGUGACUCGUCCGGCGGCAGAGGCACUCUAUAGUGAACGUUCAAGACGUGUCGCGCGUUCAGCAAACCCGAGUACAGUUCAGUUAGACGUGAUUAUUGCACAACCACCCCAGAUCAACGAAACUGACAACCGGACAGCACUGGAUUUAUCCCGAAUUGAGGCCACAUUGAAUAGUACUUUAGAAAGUGGAAAACUUGAUCAAGUUCUGAACGUGUCGAUCGCGACUGCUCAACUGAAAGCAAUUUUAACGGAAAAAGAUCGAGCUCUCAGGAGGCCCAGAGCAACCCCAUCCUACUACUUGGACGAUAAAUGGGAACUCAUAGUGCAACCGCCAAGCAACAUCUUCGCAAACAUUCCAUUCGUCUUGAUCCACGGAAUUCGGUCCAAGACGAACUCGUGGAUAUCCGUUGACAAUUGGAGCUCGAGCAUCACAACGCACGAAAGCGAAUAUGCGUUCGAAAGACCGUCGGAUCGGAAUCUAAAGCAUAUUUGUAAAAUGAAUGCAUACAAGAUCAGUACACCGCGUGAAUGGCAUGUAAACAUCACGGCAACCUCGAGGCUGUUCGGUUUUAAUUUAACCGUGGCCAAAAUAUUCAAUGUACUUCCAACAAGCAUGUUUACAGAAGAUGAAGCCAAGUUGUUCAAACUGAACGGCUGUUCCAAGGUCCCCACAGAGCCUGCGACCACAGUAGUAUCGACAGAAGCGUUCAGCAGUUGUGCUCGGCGUACGCGUGAGGGUCGAUUCAGAUUGGAUUGUUCGGGUCAAGUUGCUGAUAGUGCCACGCUUGGUGAAAACAGUCGCUUACUGCUACCCCAGCCUUAA